Phytomonas sp. EM1 is the source of this 1048-nucleotide messenger RNA. The record is from the annotation of a GenBank genome assembly. Lineage: Eukaryota; Euglenozoa; Kinetoplastea; Trypanosomatida; Trypanosomatidae.
GGUCCUUUUGGUAACUACACACUAAUACUCGCUCACAAUCGCGCAGAAGAGGCCUUUGCACUGCAGACUAUGGAUACCAGUCAAGGUGAGUUUACCAUUUGCGCCUCUGCAGAAAGUCCGGAGGAUGCUCAGUUCGAUAAUUUAGUGGGCGCAAUUGAAGACUUUAUGAUCUCUUUUGAUCUGAAGUCCGCCCUAAAGGAAUUACCAAGACUAAGAAGCAUUACGGGGGAACACGAACAGCACGCCAUUUAUAAAAAAUUUUUAAAUCAUGUUGAAAGUGAGCUAAAUCAACAUAUUCUUGCACACUUUCCCGAAUACAAAGACAUCUCGGAGGUUGAAUCUAUACUCCAUGCCCAGCACGAUAAAAUAUCCGAGGAAGUUUGGGACUUCAUUAGCGAAGGAUGCUUUGAUUAUAAUGUAUUUUUGGAAGAGUGGAAAGCAAACUCCCCUUAAAGGUUCGAGACUGAUUCUGUAUCAUAAGAAAGAAAUGUGGGACUCAUUCCACCAUCAUCACUAGUGUAGGGUAUUUAUUUUACUGUUAUCAUUAUCUUCACCAAAUAAGUGUAACGUAUUCAAGUUGUUAAAUCCCUUGUGCGAAUGUGCCUAGCAUUGGCGUUGGUGUCUUGAUUCAUUCGAAUAAUCGUCAUGGUUGUGUUCGGUCUGGUGGAAAAACUAGGACGGCUAAUGUGUUGAGCGCUUAGUGUUUUAUGAAAUCACCAAAAAUGUAUUUUUCUUUAAUAUAUUAUGGAGGAUAUGGACCUCCAUCUUUUGAAAGCAGGUGACAGAACGCGGCACCAAACAGGCUUUUCAAUCGUCUCCUAACGGCUCCGCUGGAGCAAAUAGAGAAAGAUAGGUAAGGAGAUUUAUGUAAGAAUGGUGUCUUUUUCAUGAUGUUCAAUACACUGCCUCUAAAUUGUCUAGCCAUGCGAUAACUAUUACUUUAUUGAGUUGGGAUACCCUAAGUGACUACUUCGUACAUUAUGCGCACAGGUAUUGAAUAAAUGUAUAUUCAUGCCAAUAGGCCGACAUCCGAUCCGAAGUACCCGAC